Messenger RNA from Cannabis sativa, 4058 nucleotides. RefSeq names its product pentatricopeptide repeat-containing protein At1g59720, chloroplastic/mitochondrial. Gene Ontology annotation, biological process: RNA modification. The record is from RefSeq and is a predicted model, not a curated record. Lineage: Eukaryota; Viridiplantae; Streptophyta; Magnoliopsida; Rosales; Cannabaceae. Bases 2085 to 3905 code for a protein of 606 amino acids. Gene Ontology annotation, molecular function: RNA binding; zinc ion binding; protein binding. The transcript has a single exon.
CUUCCCCAGGCGAUGUGGGAUUGCACAGCUUACCCGGUAUUUCCCCUUACGGAUCACGGGACUACUGACUGUCACAUAAGAGUCCCCUUGAGCAACACCUUCCCUGUUUGCUUGUCCUUGACAAAGCAACAUGAUUUAUGAAAUUCAAGAAACACAAAAUUGUCAUUAGUUAAUGGUGAUACACUGACCAAGUUCUUAGUAAUUGCAGGGACAUGAAGUACAGAUUGUAAUUUUAGAGACUUAGCAUUAGAUGCAGAUAGAGAGGCAAGACCAAUAUUGGAAAUUAGGAGUUUCUUACCGUCUCCAACCGCAAGUCCUUCGGGUCCUGGAUAGGCUAUUGCUGAGUCGAGAUUUCCAAUGUCAUUCGUGACAUGAUUUGUAGCCCCCGUGUCGACAAACCAGCCCGAGUCAUCCCCAAAGUCAGGAACAAAUGAAGCAGCAAAGGCUUGAGGAUCGUACUCAAAUUCAUGUUCAGUGAUGAAUGCUCGAGGAGGUUGAUUCUGAGAAGUGGAAGAUGAACCAGGUUUAGGGGUAACCCAGUUCUUAUCGAACCGGUAGUGACAUACUGGUGUUGUAUGGCCAUAACGAAGACACAACUGACAUAGAGGUCGAUUUGGGGGAUUAUGGCUUCUGUAGUUUGGUUUGGCACCAGUUUUGGGGAACUGUGGUGGGCGAUAGGUAUUAGUUCUUGAGCCAGUGAAUGCUAUAUUGGCUUGAAGUUUCAUGGACUGGUCUGUAAGGGAGCUGUGAUGAUCCAGGCGACUCUCAUGAGAGAGUAAUAAAGCCUGUACUUCUUCGAAUGUGAGUGAGUCACUACGGGCGGUGAUCCCUGAGACGACGGGAUCGUACUCUGGUCCAAGACCAUUGAGUAGUUGCAGGAUGAGAUCUUGAUCAAGAAUUGGAGAGCCAGCCACCGCAAGAGAAUCGGCAAUGGCCUGGACUUUAUCAACAUAGUCCGAGAUGGUUUGACCUCCUUUUUGAAUCGUAGAGAACUGAUUCUUGAGCUGAAGCAGUCUUGCUUUAGAUUGACUCGAAAAUUUUUGUUCAAGGGCAUGCCAGACUGCGUGAGAGGAGGAAAAACUCGCGACUAAUGCAAGAACACCCUCUGACAUGGACGAUCGGAGCCAUGACAGAAGAAGUUGAUCUUUUCUUUUCCACUGAUUAUAUUCAGGGUUUGGCUCUCCGGUAAGAAGAUGUUGUAGAGGAGGAUUGCCAGCCAACAAGAUCUCAUCCAGUUCGUGUCCGAUUACGGUAGGGAUCACCUGAGAUUUCCAAGAGAGAAAAUUAGUACGAUUAAGUUUGACAGUCAAAACAGAGGUUAAGGAAUGAGAAAAGGGAUUCCAGUUGGAAUGCAACUGGUUUGACAUUGCAGAAGCAGAAGUUCUGGUGGCCGGAACAGGAUCGGAGGAGGUAGACUCCAUUGAUGACGCUAGUCGAGGGCGACUGAUACCAUGUAGAGUUUCAGAGUAUGAAACUUUACAGAACAAAGUAACAAAACGAGAGAGAGAGAGAGAGAGAGAGAGAGAGAGAGAGAGAGAAAACAGAGUGUAUCAAAAUGAGUAAACCCAGAACUUGAGUUCUCUUGUUAUUACUGACUGUAUUUAUAUACAAGUGUAAGAAAGCAACAGAAAUAAAAACAAGAAUUAACAGACUAAGAAAACCGUUACAAAGUUAGUUAGAACAACUAACUAACUCACUCAACUAUACUGACACUGUCUCUCUCUUGCACUACUCGGACCAACCCACCCCUUUCUCUCCACAUACAACCCCCAACACACACCAACUUCUUUUCUUUUCUCAAACUUUUUUCCAUUUACAUUUUUUCUUUGCUCUCCUCGCAUUACCAAACAAUAAAAAAAAAAAAAAAAAACACAAUGCCAACCCUCCUCCUUUCAGUUCUCUCUCUCUCUAACGGUUUACUCACUAUCCUCUUUUCCCAAGAAAUUUCAUCUUUCCUUUUACUCUCACUAAAGCCAAUAGCCUCUGUGUGAACCUCUUUCCAUAUAUGAGAAUAUAACACAACUUCACUUUCUAUCUCUCUAUUACUUUUCUGCUUUCAUUUUCCCAAUUCAAACACGGCAAAUAUGGCUCUGGCAAUCACACAAACUUGUACAAUGCCCAUUGACAACAUUGGAGGGCCUUCAUGCUCCCACCAAACCCGUAUUCUCCGACUCUUACAAGACUGUACAGACAUGUCUCAGUUAAAACAAAUACACGCUCACACUUUGCGUACCACUUCCACCGCUAAUAAUUCCCAUACACUUUUCAUAUAUAGUCGAAUCCUCCAUUUCUCGUCCAUGGCUGACACUGCCUAUGCCUUUCGGGUCUUCGGUCAGAUUGAGAACCCAAAUUCAUUCAUGUGGAACACUCUCAUUAGGGGAUGUGCCCGUAGCGAUAAUCACAAAAAUCAGGCCAUACAACUAUAUUGUAAGAUGUUAGAAGGAGGAGUUGUUAACCCUGAUAAAUAUACUUAUCCCUUUGUUCUUAAAGCUUGUGCUUACUUGUUUGCCCUUUCCCAAGGGGAACAAUUACAUGCCCAUGUUGUGAAAUUUGGGUUAGGUUCGGACGUUUAUAUAAGCAACAGUUUGAUUCACUUCUAUGCCUCUUGCGGACAUUUAGAAUUAGCUCACAAAGUGUUUGAGAAAAUGCACGUUAGAAGUUUGGUAUCUUGGAACGCAAUGAUUGAUGCAUUUGUUCAAUCAGGUGAGUUUGAAAAUGCGUUGAAAUUGUUUAGGGAGAUGCAGAACAUGUUUGAGCCUGAUGGGUAUACAAUGCAAAGCAUUAUAAAUGCUUGUGCUGGAAUUGGUGCCUUGUCUUUAGGAAUGUGGGUUCAUUCUUAUUUAUUAAGGAUGCCUAAUCCAGCUAUGGCUAGUGAUGUGUUGGUUGCCUCUGAGUUGAUAAAUAUGUAUUGCAAAUGUGGAUCCUUAGAAAUUGCUCAGCAAGUCUUUGAUAGAAUGUCCAACCGUGAUAUAACUACAUGGAAUUCAAUGAUUUUAGGAUUUGCUAUGCAUGGGCAGGCUAAGGCAGCUUUGGAAUGUUUUGCUCGUUUGAUCGAAACAGAGGUUUUUAAGCCUGAUUCAAUCACCUUUGUUGGUGUUUUGAGUGCAUGUAAUCACACAGGCAUAGUUAGUGAGGGGCGUAAGUAUUUCGAACUGAUGGUGAAAAAGUACAAGAUUCAACCCCAACUAGAGCAUUACGGUUGCCUAGUUGAUCUUUUUGCUCGUGCUGGUUUCAUUGAUGAAGCUCUGAAUUUGGUCAGAAAUAUGCCAAUGAAACCAGAUGCUGUAAUCUGGAGGAGUCUACUCAAUGCUUGUGGCAAGCAAAGGGCAAGUGUUGAGCUUAGUGAAGAAGUAGCUAGACAAAUCCUAGAGUCUGAGGAUGCUGCUUCAAGUGGGGUUUACGUCCUCAUGUCAAGUGUCUAUGCAUCUGCUAGCCGUUGGGAUGAUGUUGGAUUGUUAAGGAAAUUGAUGACAAAAGAAGGUAUAUCGAAAGAGCCGGGCUGUAGUAUAAUUGAGGUUGAUGGAAUCACUCAUGAAUUUUUUGCUGGGGAUUCAUCUCAUCCUGAAUGUAAGGAAAUAUAUAAGUUUCUGGAUGUUAUUAAAGAGCGACUCCAGUUAAUGGGAUAUUCACCAGAUUAUUCACAGGCGCCUUUGGUUAAUGAAGAGGGCGAUACGAAAGAGCACUCUCUAGACUUGCAUAGUGAAAGAAUUGCCCUUGCUUUCGGGCUUCUAAACUCGAAACCAGGCAUUCCUAUACGCAUAUUUAAGAACCUUAGAGUAUGCAACGAUUGCCACAAUGUAUUCAAAUUGAUUUCCAGUGCCUUUAAUGUGGACAUCAUCAUGAGAGAUCGUGCUAGGUUCCAUCAUUUUACUCAUGGCUCCUGUUCCUGCAUGGAUUAUUGGUGAAUCCUUUGUUUUUUUAAGAUCUAAUAUUGUUUAUAUGUACGUGUACUUAAGCUUUAAAAAAAUAAGUAAAACUGUAUCAUGUCUUCUUUGAAACAGCUACAAGCAAUGGAAAUUUAUUAAAUAGUAAAACGCUUAUAUUUCUUUGAUAAUUUU